UUUCCGGUUCCUGGGUCUUGUGUGUUGCUUGCUUGUGGUUCAAACGCGUAUCGAAGUGGAGAAGCUGAAUAUAACAUUAUCUUUAACAGUGUUACACGCUUGGUGUAAUGACGGUAAACCUACGGGGUUAGGAUAGGCAUCUGAGCUGAAAUAUUGAAGAUCGAGGGGAGAAACGGAGAGGAACGAGUGUAAGUUCAUCCUGUAGUUUGUCUGCCUGGCUGCCCUGUCAGUCAUGGCGGGUUUGGAGCAGUGGGUGAGCGACCAGCUGCACGAGAUCCUGGGCCUCAGUGAUAAGUAUGUGUCCCAGUUCCUGAUCGGGACGGCCCGCCGCAGCAGCAGUGGAGCCGACUUCAUCCAGCGGCUGAGAGACACGGGAACUAUCGACAUUGACCACAGGAUCACUGCCUUCGCUGAGCUCCUCUACAGCAAGAUCCCUAAGAAGCAGGCAGUUGAGAAGCCAGCCCGAGCAGUGGAGAGACACGCCGUGGAGAUGGAACGCAAGAACAGAACCUACACCCUGCUGGAGGAAAGCGAAAGCGAGGGAGAGAGCCAAAUAGUGGAGGAGGAGGAGAAGAGGAGGAAGAGGAAGAAGGAGGAAGGGAGGGAGAGAAAGAGGAAGCACCUGCGACAGAAACGGGCAGCCUCGUCGUCAUCGUCGGAGGAGAGUGGGAGCGAGAAGAGUGGGAGGCUGGCUUCCCAGGCUCAGCUGGGAGGCAAGCGGGAUGGAGAGGAGGAGGAGGAGGAGGAGUGGGAGAAAGAGGAGAGGGAGCGGCUUCAAGACCUGGAGGAGAGGGAUGCCUUUUCGGAGAGAAUGAAGAAGAGAGACAAGGAGAAGACCAGGCAUGUGCUGGAGAGAUCCGACAAGAAGGGUUAUGAAGAAGCUCAGAAGAGGCUCAAGGUGGCAGAAGAAGGCCAGAGAGAAAUGCUCCCAGAGUUGCGUAAGAAGUCGCGACGGGAUUACCUGGCGAAGCGCGAGGCGGAGAAACUGGAAGACCUGGAGGCAGAGAUAAUGGAUGAGGAGUACCUCUUCUCCAAUCAGGAGCUGACUGCACACGAGAAGGAGGCUCUUAAAUACAAGAAGACUGUCCGAGACCUUGCCAAGGAGUACAAGAAAGCAGGGCAGCAGGAGAAACUGGAAAAGAGCAACCGAUACUACAUGCCUGAGGAGACCAGGAGCAAGACAGUCCCAGAGCGCUAUGUGGAGCCAGAGUCGGAGGGGGGUACGGGCUGGGCCCCGCGGGAUGAGCAGAGGCGCUGGGAGGAGGAGCAGCUAGGGGCCGCCGCGCUGAGAUUCGGGGCGCGGGACGCUCAGGAGAGGGGGAAGAAAGAGAGAGAGAGAUACCAGCUGGUGAUGGAGGACGAGGAGAUGAUAGACUUUGUCAGCAUGGUGACCAUGAAGGGAACAGUGGACAAGGAUGAGAAGGGAGACUCUGAGCUCUCGGAGGCUCAGAAGCAGAGACUGUCGAUCCAGGAGGUGCGGCGCAGCCUCCCAGUGUUCCCAUUCAGACAGGACUUGCUGGCAGCUAUCAGAGAGCACCAGGUCCUCAUCAUCGAGGGGGAGACAGGGUCUGGCAAAACCACCCAGAUACCGCAGUACCUGGUGGAGGAGGGCUACACAGAGAACGCAAUGAAGAUCGGCUGCACUCAGCCCAGGAGAGUGGCUGCUAUGAGCGUGGCUGCUCGUGUGGCACAGGAAAUGGGGGUCAAGCUGGGGAACGAGGUGGGGUACAGUAUCCGGUUUGAGGACUGCACCUCAGAGCGCACGGUUCUCAAGUACAUGACCGACGGCAUGCUGCUGAGAGAGUUCAUGACAGAGCCUGACCUGGCCAGCUACAGCGUGGUGGUUAUCGACGAGGCUCAUGAGCGCACUCUGCACACGGACAUCCUGUUCGGUCUGAUCAAGGAUAUCGCGCGCUUCCGGCCCGACCUCAAGGUGCUGAUUGCCAGUGCCACCCUCGACACCGAGCGCUUCUCUGCCUUCUUUGACGACGCGCCCGUCUUCAGGAUCCCGGGCCGUAGGUUCCCAGUGGACAUCUUCUACACCAAGGCUCCUGAAGCAGACUACCUGGAGGCCUGUGUCGUCUCAGUGCUGCAGAUCCACGUCACUCAGCCCCAGGGCGAUGUGUUGGUAUUUCUCACUGGACAGGAGGAGAUUGAGGCGUGCUGUGAGCUGCUCCAGGAACGCUGUCGGCGUCUGGGCUCCAAGAUCAGCGAGCUCCUGGUGCUGCCCAUCUACGCCAACCUGCCCUCCGACAUGCAGUCCAAGAUAUUCGAACCCACGCCCCCCGGGGCCAGGAAAGUUGUCGUGGCGACGAACAUCGCCGAGACCUCCCUCACCAUCGACGGCAUCAUCUACGUUAUCGAUCCUGGCUUCUGCAAACAGAAGAGCUACAACGCCAGGACGGGCAUGGAGAGCCUCAUAGUCACACCCUGCUCCAGGGCCUCAGCCAAUCAGCGUGCAGGUCGUGCAGGGCGCGUGGCGGCAGGAAAGUGCUUCCGGCUCUACACAGCCUGGGCCUACAAGCACGAGAUGGAGGAGAGCACCGUGCCGGAGAUCCAGAGGACCAACCUGGGCAACGUUGUGCUGCUGCUCAAGAGCCUGGGUAUCAAUGAUCUGAUCCACUUUGACUUCAUGGACCCCCCUCCUCAUGAGACCCUGGUCCUGGCUCUGGAGCAGCUCUAUGCCCUGGGAGCCCUCAAUCACCUAGGGGAGCUUACCAAGCUGGGACGCAGAAUGGCUGAGCUCCCGGUCGACCCCAUGCUUUCCAAAAUGGUCCUGGCGUCCGAGCACUAUCGGUGCUCUGAGGAGAUUCUGACCAUUGCAGCCAUGCUGUCGGUCAACAACUCCAUCUUCUACCGGCCCAAGGACAAAGUGGUCCACGCUGACAAUGCGCGCAUGAACUUCGUGGUGCCGGGCGGAGAUCACCUGGUGCUGCUCAAUGUCUAUACCCAGUGGGUGGAGAGUGGCUACUCCACUCAGUGGUGCUAUGAGAACUUCAUCCAGUUCCGCUCCAUGAAACGGGCCCGCGAUAUCCGGGAGCAGCUGGAGGGGCUGAUGGAGAGGAUCGAGAUCGAGCUGACCUCCAGCCCAGAGGACAUCGUCCCCAUCCGCAAGGCAGUCACAGCUGGUUUCUUUUACCACACGGCACGCCUCUCCAAGUCGGGGUACCGCACGGUGAAGCACCAGCAGACUGUGUACGUGCACCCCAACAGCUCUCUCUUUGAGGAGCAGCCGCGCUGGAUCAUCUACCAUGAGCUGGUCUUCACCACCAAGGAGUUUAUGAGACAGGUCAUUGAGAUCGACAGCGCCUGGCUGCUUGAAGUGGCUCCUCAUUAUUACAAGGCCAAAGAACUGGAGGAUCCAUCCAGCAAGAAAAUGCCCAAGAAAGUGGGGAAGAGCAGGGAAGAGCUGGGCUGAGAUCUCCUCCCAGCAGGGACUCCAGGCAGCCUUUCACAGGAGGGAUAAUAACCAGGGCUUUAUACCACUCAAGAUGAAUAACUUUACUGCUGCAAUUAGCUGGAUUCCUGUCCCUGGCUUACUGUUUGAGUUGAAGCUAUAUUACUGCUGCUGGCACCGUGCCCUGUUGCAGGGAUGGAAGUAAGACUCGAGGGAUCCAUUCACAUUGAAGGAAUUGCAUCUCACAAAAUAGUAUUACAGGGAUGGAAAUAAGACUCCCGUUGCAGUUUGAUCCAUUCCUGGUUUUACUGUAAGCUUAAUAAGACACACCUGAGCUUGUUACCCAUACACUGGGGAUAAUGGUGCUCAUCGUAAAUCCUGGAAUGGGUGAAACACUGUACAGUAGGAGUCUUAUUUCCGUCCCUGUUAUGCCUGGUUGUACGGUUUGAAAAAAUAAUUAUUGGACAGUUUUGUAGAAGUCCAUUAAUUUCUUACAUGAUACAAUAUUAUGAUUUGACAGCUCCCUUACCUGGUUAUGAUGUUUGCAAUCCUGCAGAAUUCCUGCAGAGUGCCUCGUGCUUCAGUUACUUUGCGUUAUGGUGCUUGAUCUGCUUUUCAGUUCUAGUUGCCUGCUGUAAAUCAAUGUAACAGGCUAGCUCAGCCUUUAUAGAAAUAAGAGCCAGCGCCAUCUAGUGGUCCACCAAUUUAGAAACAAGUUUCCUUAAGUGUCCUGGCAAAACACUAGCUGUGCACUAGAGGGUGCUAGCGCUUACUAAUAUAAAGACACUGGCUGGUCCAGCCUAUGGUAGUCCAUGGCAGGCACUUUGAAUUGAAGAUUAGAGCGAUUUAAUACUGAUCUUGGAUUACCCAAUGUAAGGUAAGGUAAGGUACUCCACGAUUAGUGUGAACAGAGGUCUGAAACUAGACAUCUCAACACAUCAAAACAUAAAGAAACACACUUUGUUACUGGAGACCCACUCAAAACCAAUGCAAAUACAAUUAGCGAGAGAACAUUGCAACAAUGCAUGUGAAGUUAUUUUUUUAUGUAAGUUUUGGCACGCUAUUGGUUGGUGUUUCUUCAUGUAUUGACAAGGCUUUGCUGUGGUUGCUUCUAGGUGUGUGCUGAGAAACAUACUGUAAAGCUGAGGGAGGGACACAUUAGAUUUAUUUAAUACCUGCCAAUGAAUACUUAAAGGCAAUUAUGAGUAUGGGCACAGCCUUAAUUGCUACAGUAAACGCUGCUAGUUCAAGCACAGGUUGAUGGGCAGUGAAUCAUCACUCAACACAAACUAGCACUGAAGCUAAACAUGGCUUAGAUUGUAGAUUUCAAAUAAGACAUUUCAACAAAAUCGUGGGAAACAGUGCCGAAUUACAGUGCCAAAAGUUACAUUUUAAAACUGUCAGAUUUCAACAGAAAUAAGAAAUGUGCUUUUGUGCUGCCUUGAACUGCAUCCUGCUGUUACUAUUCAAACCACAAGGGGCACAAGAUAUUUAUUCUUAUGGAAAUUAAAGAUCUUAAUUAUUAUUUAGUCAUUUAGCAGGUGCUUUUAUCCAAAGUGACUUUUGCAUCACAGCUGCUGCUGCAGAGUCAGCUACAAUAGGACCUCGAUUUUAUAUCUCACCUGUUUGUUUAUACUUAGUUUUGCUAAAAAUGAAUGUAUUGGAACUCGUGAAAAACAUUUUGAAGAGCAGUCUUAUUAAAAGGUAGACCCACCCACUUGUUUGUUGUUGUUUUAUAGUUUCAUAUAAUAUUCAGCCGAUAUCUGGAGAUAAUUUCAAAUUUCUGUAUGAUUUAUAAAUAAAUAUGAGGGAGUUUGACUUUAAAACAGAUACUAAAAAAGAACAUUUCCAAUAGAAUUAUUGAUGAAUGCAAUUCAAUGGACAGAUGCAAACAAAGUAUGUUAUACCCUCUGGUGUAUAUUUUUAAAGGUUAAGUACCUUUAGUUUAUUUUUAGUUUAUUUUGUUUUUGCUGUCGAACCCUCCUCAGCAGAACCAUCGCCCACUAGUGGUCAAACUCAAAUCUAAAAAUGUUGUGCAUGUAUGUAUAUACUUUCUUUUUUUUUUUUUUUUUUUUUUAAAUGUAAUAAACAGUAUCACACAAAACUAACCCGAUUUGUUGUGG
This is a messenger RNA of Polyodon spathula (Mississippi paddlefish), 5520 nucleotides long. It is a transcript of the gene dhx16, whose product is annotated as DEAH (Asp-Glu-Ala-His) box polypeptide 16. Gene Ontology annotation, molecular function: RNA binding; ATP binding. The record is from RefSeq and is a predicted model, not a curated record. Gene Ontology annotation, cellular component: intracellular anatomical structure; catalytic step 2 spliceosome. Bases 233 to 3418 code for a protein of 1061 amino acids. Lineage: Eukaryota; Metazoa; Chordata; Actinopteri; Acipenseriformes; Polyodontidae. The transcript is spliced from 21 exons.